AUGGCCGAGGAACAGGACCCACCGACGCAGAGGUUCAACACUCGGCCGGAGUCUACCAUUGCGCAAAACUUUGCUAGUGACUUGGAUGCCAUGUUCGGUUUGGACUCGGGCGGUGUGGACGACUUGUCCCGGACAGUAGAGGAGAAGAAACAAACGGUGACGACGGGCGAACAGCAACUGCAAGAGCUGGAAGCCAAGCUACGCGAGACCGAAGAGCGACUGGCCCGAGUGUCGCGACACAAUUCCCCCUCGCGACACGCCUUACCGACCGCCAACGCAGACAACGACCAAGCUGGCGAUGGAGCCCCACGGCCCAGUCCUCUUGCGCAAAAGCCCACCUAUCCCGCAGAUCGACCACCGACCGCGGGCGACAGGCCACAAUCCGGCAGAGCAGACACACAGACGAUGAUGGCAGGCGUGCCAGGCGCAAUGCCACCACAUACCCCACAGCCAAAUGGCGGCAGCCACGACUCGUAUGUUAUGGUAGAUAGGAGCGCCGCGCAGGCUCAGCGAAGCUACGGCUAG
Fulvia fulva is the source of this 525-nucleotide messenger RNA. RefSeq lists its product as uncharacterized. The transcript has 3 exons. The coding region runs from base 1 to 525 and encodes 174 amino acids. Lineage: Eukaryota; Fungi; Ascomycota; Dothideomycetes; Mycosphaerellales; Mycosphaerellaceae. The record is from RefSeq and is a predicted model, not a curated record.